Messenger RNA from Scleropages formosus (Asian bonytongue), 6992 nucleotides. It is a transcript of the gene slc4a2b, whose product is annotated as solute carrier family 4 member 2b. Gene Ontology annotation, biological process: bicarbonate transport; transmembrane transport; monoatomic anion transport. Gene Ontology annotation, molecular function: solute:inorganic anion antiporter activity; monoatomic anion transmembrane transporter activity. The record is from RefSeq and is a predicted model, not a curated record. Gene Ontology annotation, cellular component: basolateral plasma membrane; apical plasma membrane; plasma membrane. NCBI's taxonomy places the organism in Eukaryota, Metazoa, Chordata, Actinopteri, Osteoglossiformes, Osteoglossidae. The coding region runs from base 178 to 3906 and encodes 1242 amino acids. The transcript has 23 exons.
GGAAUUUGGCUUAGCACUAUGAUGUCAGCUGUAGACCUUCUGCAGUAAGCACACAAAGGUUAUGCUGCCCAAAAGCUCUCCACUGAGUCAGAGUGAAAAAGAAAAGGGUUAAAUAUUGUCCCGUCCCAACCCGGUCAUUGCACCCACGUGCCCUGCGUUGGCAGCAACGAGCAAACCAUGAGUGACUCCCAGGUCUCCAGUGCUGUUGCAGGGGCCGCGGCCCCCAUUGUCCACACACCAGAGUCAACAGCCCAGCCCUCGCAUUCUGUUCGCCAGGAGGAGGAAGAGGGAGACCUGAACAAGGCCCUCGGGGUGGAGAGCUUCCAGGAGAUCCUGCACACCAUCCCCUUUGUGCCAGAUGAGCACUAUCGGCCGUACAAUGAGGAGGACUUUGAGUACCACCGUCAGUCUUCACACCAUAUUCAUCACCCGCUGUCCAAACUCCCAUCCGAAGGACGCAAGAGAAAGAGCAGCAAGAAAAAGAAAGGAGGGGGCGGGGGUGAUGGGGGCAGUAGUGGAGCCCGCAGGAGCAGCCUGGGGGGAACUGGGGCCCUGACCAUAGAGGAGGGAGAAGAGGAGGAAGAGCAUGGAAAUCCAGUCAAUACAGCAGAGCUCCCAAGUCAUGGAGAAGACUGCGAAACCCAGACUGAGGACAUACAGUUUUUUGUCUCAGAUGACCCCUCGGAAGACACGUCUACUAGUCCGGUGAUCCCCCGCGGCCUCGCUGUCGUACCGGAGUCAGCCCUGGGUACAGGCACGGCCGUUCCGGAGGGAUCCCUGCCCAGCGACGCCCACGACCCCGCAGUGACCCGGUCCGAAAGCAGUAACGGAGCACCGGGCAUCGGCACCGGCAGCGGCCCGGACCAACAGGGACCACUGGGUCGUGUCCUCUCUGCCAGCCACAGCUACGACCUGCAGGAGCGGCGCCGCACGGGCAACAUGACGGGCACCGAGCAGGCACGCUACCAGCGCAUCCCCACGGAUGAGAGCGAGGCCCAGACGCUGGCCACUGUCGAUCUGGAUGGGAUCAAGAGCCAUCGAUUUGAGGACGUCCCAGGGGUGAGACGGCAUCUGGUCAGGAAGAGCACCAAGGGCCAUGUGGUACACAUCAGCAAGGAGUACACGGAGCCCAGCACCCGCAGCCGCAAACUGGACCGUACCCCCCAUGAGGUGUUUGUGGAGUUGAAUGAGCUGAUUGUGGACAAGAACCAGGAGCUGCAGUGGCGGGAGACGGCUCGCUGGAUCAAGUUUGAGGAGGACGUGGAGGAGGAGACGGACCGCUGGGGAAAGCCCCACGUGGCCUCGCUGAGCUUCCGCAGCUUGCUGGAACUCCGCAAAACCAUUUCCCAUGGGGCUGUGCUUUUGGACCUGGACCAGAAGACCUUACCUGGCAUUGCUCACCAGGUGGUGGAGCAGAUGAUCAUCUCCGAUCAGAUCAAGGCAGAAGACCGAGCUAAUGUAUUGAGAGCUUUGCUGCUGAAACACAGCCAUCCAAGCGAUGAGAAGGAGCACAGCACCUUCCCCAGGAACAUUUCAGCUGCCAGCCUUGGAUCCCUAAUUCACCACAGCACUAACCACAUUGCUCAGCCUGAGCCCUCUGUCACAGAUCCACUCAUGGGUGGCACCGGCUCUGAGGCUGAAACACACAUUGAUAUAGAUAAGCAUGAGAAGGAGGCUCCUCAGACACUGGGCAUGCAUAGGUCCAAGUCCAAACAUGAGCUGAAGCUACUGGAGAAAAUUCCUGAAAAUGCUGAGGCAACUGUAGUCCUUGUUGGCAGCGUUGACUUCCUAGAACAGCCCACAAUGGCUUUUGUCCGCCUACAAGAGGCAGUAGAGUUGGACUCUGUGCUGGAAGUUCCAAUACCAGUCCGGUUUCUGUUCGUUCUACUGGGACCGCCUUGUACCACUAUGGACUACCACCAGAUUGGGCGCUCUAUCUCUACACUUAUGUCUGACAAGCAUUUCCAUGAGGCUGCCUACCUCGCUGAUGACCGCCAAGACCUGCUCAAUGCCAUAAACAGCUUCCUGGACUGCAGCAUCGUUCUGCCUCCCUCUGAGGUCGGAGGUGAGGAGCUGCUGCGCUCUGUGGCACGUUUCCAGAGAGAGAUGCUGCGAAAGAGGGAGGAGCAGGAGGUGAAGUUCCAGGCCAAGGAGCCCAAGUCACCUGAGGAGAAAGCUUUUCUCACCCCCUUCAAGCCUAGUGAUGACCCUCUAAGGAGGACUGGAAAGCUCUUUGGUGGAGUCAUUCGUGAUGCAAGGCGCCGUUACCCUAAGUAUGUCAGCGACUUCAAGGAUGCCCUAAAUGCCCAAUGCAUGGCCGCUGUUAUUUUCAUCUACUUUGCCGCCCUAUCUCCUGCCAUAACGUUUGGGGGUCUGUUGGGUGAGAAGACAGAGGGUCUUAUUGGUGUAUCUGAGCUCAUUGUGGCAACAGCAGUGCAAGGUGUGCUGUUCUGUCUGCUUGGGGCCCAGCCACUUUUGGUGGUGGGCUUCUCAGGUCCCAUCUUGGUCUUUGAGGAGGCUUUCUUUACAUUCUGCAAGGGCAAUGGGGUGGAGUACCUGACGGGGCGUGUUUGGAUUGGGUUCUGGCUCAUCCUGAUUGUGGUACUCACUGUAGCCUUUGAGGGAAGUUUCCUGGUGCGUUUUGUCUCACGCUUCACGCAGGAAAUAUUUUCUAUUCUAAUAUCGCUGAUCUUCAUCUAUGAGACCUUCUCCAAGCUUGUCAAGAUAUUCCACGAGCAUCCGCUGCAGCGGUGUUCCCUCGACAACAUCACCAUGGAGAACUCCACCGUGGAGGAUGUCACAGUUGUGAACACCAGCACAGUGCUCCAGCUGAACAGCAGCAGCCCUGGGCUGGUGAAGACAUGGGGCGAGCCCAACACCGCCUUGCUCUCCUUGGUUCUUAUGUCUGGCACCUACUUUAUUGCGUUUUAUCUGCGCAAGUUCAAAAACAGCGCCUUCUUCCCUGGCAGGCUUCGCAGAGUUAUUGGCGAUUUUGGUGUCCCAAUUGCCAUCCUCAUCAUGGUUUUGGUGGACUACAGCAUCCAGGAUACAUAUACACAGAAAUUAAGUGUGCCAAGUGGCUUCUCUGUGACCAGCCCAAAAAAGCGAGGCUGGUUGAUCAACCCACUAGGAUCCAAUGGUGAUUUCCCUAUCUGGAUGAUGGCAGCAAGCAUCCUUCCAGCCCUGCUGGUCUUCAUCCUGAUUUUUAUGGAGACGCAAAUCACUACGCUGAUUGUUAGUAAAAAGGAGCGGAUGCUGGUAAAGGGCUCUGGGUUCCAUCUGGACCUCCUGGUCAUUGUGUCCCUGGGUGGAAUGUCUGCGCUCUUUGGCUUACCCUGGAUGGCUGCCGCUACUGUGCGCUCUGUCACACACGUCAAUGCUCUGACUGUCAUGAGCACAGCCGUUGCUCCUGGAGAUAAGCCGCGCAUCCAGGAGGUCAAGGAGCAGAGAGUAACUGGGCUGCUAGUAGCGAUACUCGUAGGCUUGUCAAUAGUUAUUGGAAAGCUGUUGGGUCAGAUCCCAAUUGCAGUGCUCUUUGGAAUAUUCCUCUACAUGGGAGUGAUGUCACUCAACGGCAUCCAGCUGGCUGAGCGUAUCCAGCUGCUGCUUAUGCCAGCCAAGUACCAUCCUGAUCACACUUACGUGCGCAAGGUGCGUACAUUACGCAUGCACCUGUACACAGGAAUACAGAUGGUGUGCCUGGCACUGUUGUGGGCCGUCAUGUCCACUGCAGCAUCGUUGGCCUUCCCCUUUGUCCUUAUCCUCACUGUCCCCGUGAAGAUGUUCCUUCUACCACGGAUCUUCAGUGCCCGGGAGAUGCAAUCUCUGGAUGCAGAUGAUGCAGAACCCACCUUUGACGAGAAGGAGGGGCAAGACGAGUACACUGAGAUGCACAUGCCCGUGUGAGGCCGCGCCGUGUAACCGUGAAUGUUUCGCCCAGCGACGCAUCCUGCUCGGCGCCCCACGGAUCAGCUGUUUAGCGACAUUCAUCAUUUGCGUACCUGCAAACGUUUUAGUCAUUCCAAUUGAUUUUAUCAUAUUUUACUGUUUAUUUUAAGAUUGAUCUUAUUCAUAGAAUCCACAGUUUUGACCUACUGGGGGCCGUUUUUAAAUUGUGUUCUGAUUUGCCGGAAUGUAAUUUUUCUCCCGACGUGAUCCUUGCUACAUCGCAGUAAGGGGUUGAGAGAGUUUGGGUCAGGGGUGUACAGAACCAGCUUUCUUCCAUACAGUGUAAAAUCUGCAAUGGAGUCGCUGUAGAGGAGCGUCAGAGGUCACAUCUGGCUUCGGUGUUACUGAUAAUCAGUUAUGACUCUAUGCAAUGCAGAAUAUAAAUGCAUCGAUCAGCAGAUGAAUGCUGUGGUUUCUAUCCUGUAUCAUAUGCGCAAGCCUUCAUGUCCAGUGCAUUUUAAUUUAAUAUUAAAAUACUAUUAAAAUUUUGCCUUAACUUUGGACUAAAUGUGUGAAGGUGGGAUGACUAUGGUUCCUUUCCCCCUUCUUAAUGUGGUAAAGUCACAUUGAUGCUGAGACUGAACAGUCCAGUUGUACUGCUGUUACCUGGUCCUAUUAGUACAGUUUAGUUUACUCUGUGUACAGUCAGGGUUUAUCACCUUGGUUAUACAAAAGUUGCUCUUAAAUUGCACUAAUAUUUCAGCCACUGUGUAGAGAUUCAGUAAUUCCUCCAAACUACUACUUUACAAUUAGUGCUCAGUUGUACGAGUGGGAGCAACUUGCAUAGGUAACAUUUAGUAUGAGUAGUGAACGUUCCCUAUAGUGUGCAACUCCGAUAAAUUUUAUUUUUGUUACAUAUUCAUAGAAUGCGUGUUGCCUUUAGGAAUCAUUUUAAUGCUUGCACAAUAAGCACUUUAAGAAUUGUGGACUUUUCGUAAAUAUAGUACAUCAUCCAGAUGACCAAACAGAUCAAGCACUUUUUUUUUCUUCCCCAAAUUUACAGUAUAGUUAGUAGGAAUGUGUUUAUAAAAUUGAACGUAAGGCUUCUUACGUUGAAACUACAUGUCCCAUUAAAGUGAACUGUACCUAAGCUGUUAAAACAAGGUUUUUGCAAAUAAAUGAUUUCUAGAGGGUGGUGGGAUAUACACAAUGUUAAGGGGAAUUCGCAGACACACAAUAGUGGCUUAAUUGUAAGCAACACCUAAGGGAAGAUCUUGGGUUGUUCCUUUGAUAAAUGUUUCUCUAUAGAUUAACUUCAUCUUGUGGGAGCAAGAGCAUUCAAGAAUACAAUUUUGAUUUCCUAGCGGGUUAGAACCUACAACUGCAACAUUCAGUGUAUUUUGGUGUAAUGUGAAUUCUGUAAACAGUCAUCGUUUUGCCACCAGUCUAAAGCGUUGUCCUACCACAGAAGUUGUGAUUGUGAAAAUGUUUCUGUAUAUGACGAGCAUCAUCAUUACAGAACCACCAGCUCCAAAACAUUUUAUAAAAGGGUGCAGCUCAGAAGCAACUACCUGACCAUGUGCAUUUGCCAAUGUUAAUAGUCAUUUUUUCAGCUUUAUGCUUUGUGUAACAGAUGUCAACAUAGCAACGACACUUUGAAAGGUCGAAUAACCAGUAUUUUAAUCAAGGGAACAACAAGAUUGGGCUAUUCCUGCAUUGCUUAUACUGAAUUUUCCACAUGCUUAAUUUACAGUAUAAAACACAUUUUCUCCGUGUUUAAGAUGCUAACUGCAGAGUUAAUGAUUAAUAAUACCUUUGUUAUGUCACCAGCAAUAUUAGUUAUUAAAUGUCUCAUGCUUUGUACUUACUCAUGUACAUUACUUGCGUAUUAACAGUCCUAUAAUGAGGUUAUUUUUCUACAUAUGGGAAUUAUAUAUUCCAUGCCACCCACACUUAUUUUUAAUGAAUUAUCAUGCUACUGAAUUUCAGCCAAUGUAGGUGCAGUCAUGCCAGUGUCCUGGUCACUCUUUGGGGUAAUAACUUUGCUAAGAUUAUUAAAUGCACAUGGAAAGAUGGAAGGGAAUGGGCCUACUAAUUAUGCAGUAUAAAAUCAACUUUUUUUCUGUUCUAUUUGUUUAUUGAAUAGUUUAGAAACAGUAUGAUUAUACCUUUGUCACCAUAUGCAUUAUAGUGGAUGUACAGAUCUGUCUACUUUUACAAAAUAUGUGAGGCAACUGGGUUGGUUUAGACUGUGAAAUUCUAAAACAGAUAUGAGAAACAGUAUGGAAAAGUGAAACGAUGGCAAAAUCUUUACCGAUUCUUGAAUAACCUUGUCUUGCAUGCAGGCUAUCAGUUUAAUGUGCACUGACUGUUCGCAUUUACCGUUUCAUUUGCACUUCACUUUUGUGCCUGGUUGAGGUCAGUCAAAAAACUAUUUGUUAGUUUCCUGUGUUACGCGCGGUAAUAGUGCAAAUUCCAAGAACUCUCUAUAUUCCAGUUUUGCCUUGUAACUUUAAUGGAUGCUUUUAACAAAUUUAUAUUCUGAACUCUUUUAUAGAACUAACAUACAAAACAAGGUUGACCCAAGAACUUUUUUUGUACACUUUCCCUUAUAUAAUAACAUACAAAAAACAAAUAUCCGUUUUUCAUGCAACAGGCUUGUUAUUCUGUACAGUGGUAUUUUUACCUCGUAUGCGGUCAUUUUACGUCCACAGAAAGUAUCCCGUUCCGCACAGUGGCACUGCUGCUCUCACGUUAUUUGGCACAAAGACAUACACUUGGUGUUCUAGUACCAAAAAGUUUUCCUAUCAUUUUAUUAAUUGUUGUGUUUUAACAUCUAAAUUACCCUGGAAACAAUGACCGCUAGAGUCCAAGCAGGGUUCGGAGGGUGGCGGCUGGGCUCGUCUUUUAAUGGACGUUUUUUAUAAAGAUGUUGAUGGAUACAUUCACACAGUUUAUGGAUACAGCUACACUUCUAUAACAAAACCAGCUAUGUAAUUUUUCCUCUAUCACACUGACAUCAAAAAUCAGGACAUUUGAUUAAGGUAAAUGCAAAUCAACUGAAAAGGCAAAUUCAGUUCUGUUAUUAAUUGAUGCUUUUUUUU